Linum trigynum is the source of this 654-nucleotide messenger RNA. NCBI's taxonomy places the organism in Eukaryota, Viridiplantae, Streptophyta, Magnoliopsida, Malpighiales, Linaceae. The record is from the annotation of a GenBank genome assembly.
AUGAAGGUUACUUGGAACAAGGAGAAGGUGAACAAGAAGCGCCCUUUGGCAGCCAUUUCCAAAUCCCAAAAUCUUCCUUUCGACAAAGAUGACGACGAAGCCAUCAGUCACAGCAACGACGACGCUGGCGGCCAGGACAAGCAACCGGGAGUCGCUGCUGGGGAGCCUUUGAAUUCAGAAUCCAAUAUUCAACUCAGCGAGUCGUUUCAAGCUCAGGGAGACGAGUUAGCCGAGGAGGGAAAAUACAGAGAAGCACUAGGGAAAUGGGAGGCUGCAAUCAAUUUGAUGCCUGAGAAUGCAGUCCUGCAUGAGCAGAAGGCACAAGUUUUACUUGAAGUUGGAGAUGCUUGGAGCUCGCUCAAGGCAGCAACUCGAGCCACCGAGUUGAGACCAUCUUGGGCUGAGGCAUGGGUAACCCUUGGCAGAGCACAGUUGAACUUUGGGGAACCUGAUAGUGCAAUUGACAGCUUUGACAGAGCACUAGCUAUCAAGCCUGAUUUUAAGGAAGCUGAAGUUGACAGACGUGCUGCAUCGCAGCUGGUGAGGAAACGACUGCAACUUCACUCUGCUACUUCGAGUGUUGGCACAAGCCGCUACGUUGUCCAGGACAAGACAGUUGACUCUGAGUCUGGAGAGGGAGUUCUCGAGCACUAG